Molecule: messenger RNA, 345 nt
Organism: Eruca vesicaria subsp. sativa (arugula)
Lineage: Eukaryota; Viridiplantae; Streptophyta; Magnoliopsida; Brassicales; Brassicaceae
Source: the annotation of a GenBank genome assembly
AUGGCUAUUCGGGAUGAUGAAAUCCAGAAUUUAACUGAUGGGGAUGUGGAGGAAACUGAUAUAUUGCAGGAUGAGUUUAUAGUGGAACCUGAUGACAUCACUCAGGCUGAGGAGACAGGGGUCAAGAGUGUUACUAUUGGAGAAGAGGACAAGAAGAAAGGAGCUCGGAAGGUUUUGUUUAGGCAGUGGGUUAUGGUCGGGACGUCUAGGAAGAAGUUUGUGCAGGCAGUGCUCUCACCUUGCAAACGUACAAACGCCAAGACAGGUACCAGCCAAGGAGAUGGCACGAAACAGGUGGAGGCCAAGGGUCCCUCAAACCCAAAGCCUAGUUCUACUAAACAGUAA